GGCCUCAGCCUCCCAAAGCAUUGGGAUUACGGGUGUGAGCCACUACAUCUGGCCUCACUCGAUUUUGUACAAAAGUCACAAUCAUUGCUUUUUAUUCCUGAGUCAUACUCCUGUUGUGCCCCAUGUCUGUGGGACUACACUGACAAAUAGUUUCAUGCCCUCAGGAACAAGUAGCUCCAUGGGUAACAAAGUAAGUGCUGCUGUAAAGGACAAAAGCAGAAAUGCAGGGUAGUGUGGAGAGAAUAGAUGGGGAAGCUCAAUGGAGAUUAGGGCAAUCAGGGAAGGCCUCCCAGAGGAGGUGACAUUUUGGCUAAAACCUAAAGGAUGAAGAAGAGUUUGCCAGCCCAAGAAUGGGAAGAAAGAAGGCUCCGGGCAUAGGAAACAGUGUGUGCAAAGGCCUGGAGGAUCAGAGCUCGGUUUUUGUUUUGUUUUGUUUUAGGAAAUGAGAGGCCAGUGUGGCUGAACCAGUGAGGGAUUCAGGGAGGGAUUUCCAGGUAAGGCAGGUGUGGAGCAGGCAGGGACUAGAUCAUGCAAUGCCUUGGAGGCAGUGGGAGGAUGAGGCCUCAUUGCUGGGCACUGGGCAGGAAAGGAAGGAAGAGAGAUAGGAGGGCAGGCCUUGUGAGUGAACCUGACCCUGCAAGUCACAUGGCGAGGUGGCAGCAGCUCAGCCCCAGGGCACCCCCCGGGGAGAUGCAGCUUGCCCAAGGUCCACCUCCACUGGGCAGACACCUCUGCCUGGCUGUCUCCGUUUCCCCAGAGGAGGAGCAGGAGCCACGCCUAUGGUCGCAUGUUGCUAACCAUCUCGAGGUCAGGAAGAUGCUCUGUGAGACGGAGUGGGUCAGAUGCCAAAGAAAACACAAGCUUGUCAGCGGUGAUGUCUCCCUGCAAAGGCAGCCGCCACCAGCUUCCUGCCGAGAUGGGCCGGCUCAGCCUCACUUGCUACAGCUGGAGAUGGAGAGGACCAGAUGGCCCUGUUUGGCCCAGAUUCCAGCCAGAUUGCCAGGGAGGUGUAGGCGGAGCAGCGGGGUCGGCGCCAGGAGCAGGGAUACUACGCUACUUCCUGAAGAAUAAGGUCAGCCCUGAUUUGUGCAAUGAGGACGGACUCACAGCCCUACACCAGUGCUGCAUCGACAACUUUGAGGAAAUUGUGAAGCUGCUCCUCUCCCAUGGUGCCAAUGUGAACGCCAAGGACAACGAGCUGUGGACACCUCUCCAUGCUGCAGCCACCUGCGGCCACAUCAACCUGGUGAAGAUCCUCGUUCAGUAUGGGGCCGACUUGCUUGCUGUCAACUCGGAUGGGAACAUGCCAUAUGACCUCUGCGAGGAUGAACCCACCCUGGAUGUCAUCGAGACCUGCAUGGCAUACCAGGGCAUCACCCAAGAGAAAAUCAACGAGAUGCGGGUGGCUCCUGAGCAGCAGAUGAUUGCGGACAUCCACUGCAUGAUCGCAGCGGGCCAGGACCUGGACUGGAUAGAUGCCCAGGGUGCCACACUGCUGCACAUAGCUGGAGCCAAUGGAUACCUGCGGGCAGCUGAGCUCCUCCUGGACCAUGGAGUGCGUGUGGAUGUGAAGGACUGGGAUGGCUGGGAGCCCCUGCAUGCAGCUGCCUUCUGGGGACAGAUGCAGAUGGCAGAGCUAUUGGUGUCCCAUGGAGCUAGUCUCAGUGCAAGGACAUCCAUGGAUGAGAUGCCAAUAGACCUGUGCGAGGAGGAAGAGUUCAAGGUCCUGCUGCUGGAGCUAAAACACAAGCAUGAUGUGAUCAUGAAGUCACAGCUGAGGCACAAGUCAUCCUUGAGCCGGAGGACCUCCAGCGCAGGCAGCCGUGGGAAGGUGGUGCGGCGAGCCAGCCUGUCGGACAGGACCAACCUGUAUAGGAAGGAGUAUGAGGGAGAGGCCAUCCUGUGGCAGCGGAGUGCAGCUGAGGAUCAGCGGACCUCCACCUACAACGGGGACAUCAGGGAGACCAGGACAGACCAAGAGAAUAAGGACCCUAACCCCAGGCUGGAGAAGCCCGUGCUACUCUCCGAAUUUCCUACCAAGAUCCCACGAGGUGAACUGGACAUGCCUGUUGAGAAUGGCCUCCGGGCUCCGGUCAGUGCCUACCAGUAUGCGCUGGCCAACGGGGAUGUCUGGAAGGUGCAUGAGGUGCCUGACUACAGCAUGGCCUAUGGCAACCCUGGCGUGGCCGACGCCACCCCGCCCUGGAGCAGCUACAAGGAACAGAGCCCUCAGACGCUUCUGGAGCUGAAGCGGCAGCGGGCUGCAGCCAAGCUGCUCAGCCACCCCUUCCUUAGCACACACCUGGGCAGCAGCAUGGCCAGGACGGGCGAGAGUAGCAGUGAAGGCAAGGCCCCCUUGAUCGGAGGCAGAACUUCACCGUACAGCAGCAAUGGGACCUCGGUAUAUUACACGGUCACCAGCGGAGAUCCCCCACUCUUAAAGUUCAAGGCCCCCAUAGAGGAGAUGGAGGAGAAGGUGCAUGGCUGUUGCCGUAUCUCCUAGUCUCCGUGUGAUGGAGGAGGGAGAUGCCUGGGGAGGGGCUCCUGGAAUCCAGGCCAGCCCAACAGCCCUGGCUGGGGAGGUGUCAGGGCAGCUGGGGAGAGGUGGGCUCUGCUUUUCAGAGGAACUCAGACCCCAGCCCUCAGCUGGCUGCCCAUAGCAUCCCAUGUCCCACGUCCCGUGGUUCUGCUUCCUGCUGCAUCGUCUGCCAUCUGACACAAGGCCUGUCGUGGCCUCCUGGUUCACUCUGCUGUCUGAUCUUGGGAGGGUGGGCUUGAGAUCCCAGCUCUAUUCUUGGUAUAAAGGCUUCUCCGGAUCAGUACAUGCAUGUCACAUUAACACACACACACACACACAUAUACACACACACACAAGCUCGAUCAGUGUGUGUAGGAAUGACAUACCUGGGCUCAGGGGAAGCAAGGGGGCUUAGAAUUUGUGGGGUAUUCCCAAAAGGAUGGAAGUUAAGACUCAGAGUCUCAUUACCACUGCCAAUGUGGUUUUAGCAGGGGAGGGGACCUGCUAAGCUGAGACCCAUAGUCCUGCUCAGAGUUAUCCCAAAGUCUGAGCCACCAGCCACACCUGACAGGGGUGAGAAGUCCUCGCUGUGUUCAGAGGGAGCCAGGAAUCUACAUGGGUAGAUGAGAUAGACACAGACCUGCUCCCCGCAGCCUUGUUGAGAGCCACACUUCUGCCCAUGCCAGGAGCCAGCUGUGUGACCAUCCAGGGGUGGAGGGGGAAAACCAGGCAAUUUCGUUCCUGGAAUCAACCAAAUCAUGUUUUCCUCUUGGAUGGAAGUGUCAAAGGCAGAAGGGUGUGGGAGGGGGACAAGGUCAGUAUUUACCAAAGUGUAUCUGAUUUUAAAAAUUCCUUUAGUCUGUAAAACUCCUAGAGGGAGGGAGGUAACUGAAUUCACUUCUUUUUGUGGAUCGUAUCAAGGUCACUGGGUUUUACUGGCUGGUGCUGGGAAAAUGAAGCUAAGUGAGGAGCUUCCAUUGGAAUGCUUUUCCAGGGAGAGAGGCCAGUUAAUUUAAAAAAAACAGUCGCUAGUUAACAGCGACAGAGCCCAGCACCCUGGGGUCUUUGUGAAUAUCCAGACUGUUUCAGCCCAGCCCAUCUCAGCCAACCCUCCUUAGACUGAGCUGUCAGAGCAAGCAAUUAGGGGCCAGCCUGCCUCCACCUCCCACCCCCUUCCACCUCCAUCAGUCAUGUGUGCAGAGUCAGUGCUCGGGAUCCCGGGCCCAGCUUUUGCCUUUUUGGGGAUGCUUGGUGAGACAGAUUUGCCAGUCAGCCCUUUUGAGUUCCCGCCUCACCCAGGGGCUCCCAGCCUGCACUUGCAGGAGUGGUGAUGCCCCAAGUCUGCGAAUCCAGGGUGCACGUGGUCAAUAUCCCCUCCUGCAUUCAGGAGAGCCAUGGUAGGGCUAGAGUUGGGUCUUGCCCAGCCCUGCAGUUUCAUAGUCCCAGCCUUCCUGGUGCUGGGGAGGGAGGACUGUGAAUGGCUGUUCUCCCCUCACUGCUGAGUCUCCCAGGACCCCCUUUGGAGAUGCCCAUGGCAUGGGCACUGCCCACAGGCUCAGCCAGAACCUCUUGGUGUACCCGAUAAGCUGCAGGUUAUCCCUUGCUCUGUGCGCCUUUUAUUUGUCCUUAAACUACCUCCUUAGAGCUCUGAAGGGGUCUCCUAGUUCCAGAUUUUAAUUUGGGGAACAGAUCUGGGUUCUUUUUAACCCUCUUCUUUCUCAGUCUAUGAGAAACUUGCCCUGAGGGGCACCUGGGCUAGGGGCUUGGGACUGGAAGACCAUCCCCGCCUUGUGCCACAACUUUGGUCAUGGGAUCUGCUCUUUGUCAUUCUUAGCCCCCUACUGUGGCCCCCAUAGCCCCAUAACCCAGAGAGGGAGCUGGACUUCAGGGAGCCUGAGUGAUGCUUUCCCAGGAGCAGGGCAGCUGGCUGGACCAGAAAGUAGAGGGCCCAUGGGAGUGACUGCACCCUUGGUGGCUGCUGGAAGGGGAGAGGUUCUCAGCAUCAGGCCACCUCCACCCCAAUGCCAGGAUAGAUGUAUUCUAGAGUAGGGGUGGAGGCGGCCCAGGAGGCUGAAGACAGGUGCACAGAUGCUUCCCACGACCUUGCCAUUUGGGGUGGGCUCUUCAACAUCUCAGGCUGUGGCUGGAACAGGACAGGAUGAUCUAAAACACACGUACCAUUGGCUGUAAAACAGUAUGAGCCCAGACUGACGCUGAAAUCCCUCAUGAGCCAACCUUAGCUACAAGGUAGGGAGUUCUGAGGGAAGCCGCGUGCUCCUCAGGAGAGAGCUGUUUAGGUUUUCCGAUCUUUUUGCUCAGGGGCCAAACACUGAAGGCACGUACUGCCCAACCCACUGAGCGCCUGAGGCCAUUCCCUCCUUUUCCGCAUGCCUCCUGCCUCCUGGGCUAUUCCUCUCCACCCAGAAGGCUGGGAAUCCCAGCUGAUUCCCUGACAGGAGCCGACUUCACACACAGGUGACUCUCAGGCAUUGGCUCAUGUUUUCAGCCAGGGAUAAACCAUCCCUUCUUGGGGCUUUAAGUCCCUGGGGAGCUUUCCCUGUAGGUCUCCUGGGUGUUGAGAGACAAGUUGGAGACCAACCUCCAAUGAAUGAGCCGCGGUCAUUCAUUAAUUCACUCACGUAAUUUACUGAGUAGCUGCAACAUGCCAGCCUCUACGUUAGGUUCUGCGGAUAAAGGAGGAAUAAGACAGAGUCAGGAGAACUGUUCCUUGUGGUUUCCGUCCCUUGGGGACCACAGGCAUCAGCAGUCCCAUUCAAGUCACCUGAGGCAAAGUGUCUGCAUCUUCGUCCAGCGACCCUUUGCUUUUCGGCUCCUAGAAUCCUUAGAGUCUGAAUUCCUUUAGCUGGGAACAGCUGUCAUGGUCACCCCUGGAUAACAUUUGCCACCAAGUAUAGAUGCUGGAUCUUGGGUUCCAGGCAGACAUCAUCCAGGUCCAUCUGGAACUUUCAGUGAUAGCUGCCUUCAGCCAGCAUCUUUGGGGGACUCUAUAAUAGCAGCUUGAGAUCAGUGUCUAGAAGACUGUUCUGCAAUUUGCUGCCAAAUGCAUCUCAGGUUUUUAAAGUCAUUGUUUCUUGCUCAUGGUGGCUCAUUUAUUACAUAGUCCCCUCACCCCACUAAUGGAUAAUGGGAGGAAAAGUUGCUGCUUCCUUCAGCAUCAAAGCCUUUCCUUGGGAAUCUGCCUCCCUCCAUGGCAGGGGUGGAUUCGGGAGCUGGGAGUAACCAGGCAAAGUCAACCAGAUGCCUAGCUCCUGCUGAGACCCAGGUCCUAUGGCAGCUCCUCAUUAGAUUAAAGGAGACCACUUCCAAAGCAGGUGCUGCAUGGCUCACCAUCAUAUGCCCCAAACAACUGAAAGUUGGCGGUUAUCACCAGACUGUGAGUUUCUGGCAAGUAGCUUGGGGAAGCUGAAUAAACUCUAGGCCCAGGGCUACUAAAGACUUCAGGAUAGAAUUCUCCAUCAAAUAUACAGCAUAAGUAAAACUGCUCUGCACUGUUUAAUCCAUUUCCAAGGGGCUUAGAAAAGCUAACAAGGGUGUGUCCCCUGUCCUGCCCCACCGGUUUGCUGGCUUUGUAAUAACAUAAGACCAUUGUGGUUGUUGGUGUCAGAUACCUUCCCAUCCUGAGCUCUCUCACCUACCUGCUCUCUCUCCUAGAGCAGGAUACUGGGGUACUUUUAAGAAGGGUGCUCCUUUUAAGAUGCCCAGAAAAGCUGUAUUUAACUCUUGCUAUUUGUAACUUGGGGAUGGUCUCCCCUGCCCCAGGGCACAUAAGAGCAAAGGCUCCAAUGGUCAGUGGAUGACUCUGCAAAAGUGACCCCCUGUGCCAGAAGCUAUAGCCCUCUCCCCAACAGGUCUCUCUUGUUGGCCAGAGGGCCUGCUUCCCAUGGGCAUUGCAAGUGCCACCGUGCGGGGCCUGGCUCUGCACACCCAGGAAAAGUCUGCAGACCCCCAGCCCUCCGCAAUAAUUCACCAGACCAGAAGCCACUGGUGUACAGAGAACACUUAAAAAAAUGUAUUUUAUGUGAAAAAAAAUUAAAACUCUGUAUACUGUAUCAGCAGCUUUGUGUAAAAAUGGCAAUCAAGAGAGUCUAAUAUAUUUAAAACUUUUUUAAAAAAAAUCUUCGCAGAUCUUUGAUAUCGUACUGAGGUAACUUCCACGUAGCCCCUUGCCACGCGGCACCGGUGGGCCUUGGGUCCAAAACUGUGGCUCAGCCACAUCCCAAAGGGGGCACAUGUCCCUGGAGUUGCUUCCAGCUGCCAAGGCCUGUGACAGAAUUCGCUGUUAAGAGUUUUUAAUUAAAAUUAUUAAAUUCCUUUUAAUAACA
Messenger RNA from Homo sapiens (human), 6861 nucleotides. It is a transcript of the gene PPP1R16B, whose product is annotated as protein phosphatase 1 regulatory subunit 16B. Gene Ontology annotation, biological process: establishment of endothelial barrier. Gene Ontology annotation, molecular function: protein phosphatase regulator activity. The transcript is spliced from 10 exons. Gene Ontology annotation, cellular component: nucleus; plasma membrane. The record is from RefSeq and is a predicted model, not a curated record. The coding region runs from base 788 to 2503 and encodes 571 amino acids. Lineage: Eukaryota; Metazoa; Chordata; Mammalia; Primates; Hominidae.